AUGGCCACAUCUCUUAAGCCCUCCGAAACCAUGGACUUCUACGACAUUGCCAUGAGCCCACCAGCGUCAGUGAACCCCUGGAAGGCUCGAUUGGCGCUGAACUUCAAACAUAUUGCGUACAAGACUAUAUGGGUCCCCCUUCCCGAUAUUGGGAAAGUUCGUCGGAGUCUUGGCGUGCCCGCUUGUCGCAAACUUGCCGAUGGCAAUGACUUCUUUACACUUCCUAUCUUGGUUGACCCUAAUACCAACUCCAAAAUUGGGGACUCGUUCGAUAUUGCUGUCUAUCUGCAAAAGACGUACCCGGAUUCAGGUGCCGGCGAUUUAUUCCCCCCUCAGGAGAUCAACUAUACCUUUGAUCAAGACCCUCCCCCUUGGGCACCGCCACUAUCAGCACGGAAACAGGGUGAGUAUGACGAGUACUCCAAAUUCAAUAUGCAUAUCGACAGAGCAUUCAGCGCUUAUGUUGGCCUCAUGGGGUUUUUCCUCCCCUUCGACUCACAAGCGAGCAAGGAUGAGCUCGUUCGCCGUGCUGGUGUAAAAUCAUGGGAUGAUUUCGAGAUAAAAGGCGAAGCGCGGGAGAAAAUGAAAGAGUCUUUCCGUAUGAUGCUUGGGGACCUUGCAAAGCUAUUUUCAAAGAAUACCACGGGGCCUUUCAUUCUAGGUAAACAGGCUAACUACGCCGACCUAAUCGUUGGCGGGUGGGUAUACAUGAUGCAUGGGACUCUCCCAGACAAUGAAUGGCAGGAGGCCAGGAGUUGGCACGGAGGUAUUUUCGGAAAUUUGUAUGAUGGGUUACAAAAGUAUGCAGAAGUGAAGUAG
Molecule: messenger RNA, 819 nt
Organism: Daldinia childiae
Lineage: Eukaryota; Fungi; Ascomycota; Sordariomycetes; Xylariales; Hypoxylaceae
Exons: 1
Coding region: 1-819 (272 amino acids)
Source: RefSeq, a predicted model, not a curated record